AUGAGAAUUCCCAGGGCUAUGACCCUGCUCCGGACCUCGGUGAUGGCAUUGACCUGGCUGGUCUUCGCGAGGAAGACUCUGUCUGCACCGCUGGAUCCGACCCUGGAAAGGAUCUGGAGGGAUUGGAAGAGCACCCACGUGAAAAAAUACCUAGAGGGGGAAGACGCCUUCCGGAGAGCCGUCUGGGAGGAAAAUCUGCAGAUGAUUGAACAGCAUAACCGCGAGGCUUCCGUAGGGAAACAUACCUAUUGGCUGGGCAUGAACCAGUUUGGCGAUUUGACGAAUGAAGAGUUUAACCAGAGGCUGAACGGCUUCCGUCCUCACCUGGCUGGACAAGACGGGAGCAAUGUCACCUGGCUCCAAGAAUCGGCCACUAUGACAGUUCCCAAACAGGUGGACUGGCGCACCAAAGGAUACGUCACCCCAGUGAAAGACCAGGGCAACUGUGGGUCUUGCUGGGCCUUCAGUGCCACCGGUGCCUUGGAAGGCUUGCAUUUCAAGCGGACCGGCAAGCUGGUCUCACUGAGCGAACAGAAUCUCAUUGACUGCUCGGAUAAGCAGCGCAACUAUGGGUGUGAAGGUGGGAACGCGAGUCGGGCCUUUGGCUACGUGCUGGCGAAUGGAGGCAUCAACUCCGAGCGAUCGUACCCCUACAAGGGAAAGAAAGGAGAGUGCCGUUACAACCCAGCCCAAGUAGCCGCCAAGUGCACCUCCAUUGAAAAUGUCCCGAAGGGGAAUGAGAGAGCCCUGGAGCAAGCGGUGGCGAAAUUCGGCCCUGUUUCCGUCGCCCUGGAUUCUAGGAGUAAACAGUUCCAGUUCUACAAGUCAGGAAUCUUCUACAGCCCCUGGGGCGGCGAUGUGUUGAACCACGCCAUGCUGGUGGUCGGAUACAUCACCUCCCGGAAAGGUGGGAAAAGUAAAGAUUACUGGAUCCUGAAAAACAGCUGGUCUCAAAACUGGGGCGAAAAGGGCUACAUGCGGCUGGCAAAAGGGUCGAACCAGUGUGGCGUGGCGAAUGGCGCGUGCUACCCCACCCUGUAA
Molecule: messenger RNA, 1041 nt
Organism: Elgaria multicarinata webbii
Lineage: Eukaryota; Metazoa; Chordata; Lepidosauria; Squamata; Anguidae
Product: procathepsin L-like
Exons: 8
Coding region: 1-1041 (346 amino acids)
Biological process (GO): positive regulation of peptidase activity; immune response; positive regulation of apoptotic signaling pathway
Cellular component (GO): lysosome
Molecular function (GO): cysteine-type endopeptidase activity; cysteine-type endopeptidase activator activity involved in apoptotic process
Source: RefSeq, a predicted model, not a curated record